Spodoptera exigua (beet armyworm) is the source of this 462-nucleotide messenger RNA. NCBI's taxonomy places the organism in Eukaryota, Metazoa, Arthropoda, Insecta, Lepidoptera, Noctuidae. The record is from the annotation of a GenBank genome assembly.
AUGAACGCAGCAGUUGAGCACGAUAUCUGUGACAUUCCCUUCGACGGGUACUUUGCACCCGAAGCCAAGAGGCAGGCCAGACGGUCUGGUUGUCCAUUCUCCCGGCGACACUCUCCUGGUCAGCGCGGAGCCAUGGGAGGAGUCGGACAUGGCCCACAAGAGUUCCAUCGCUUCCCUGGACCUGCUGAUGAUGGACAGCGCGGCCCUGCAUGUCACCGCAGACACGGCUGGGGACACCACGGACCACACAACGGAGUUGAUGAUAGAAUACCUCCCUUCUUCAAGCAUGCACAUGAUGCUAAGCCACACGACUUCCGUGGACCUCACGGCGAGCACUUUGGACCUGCAGCGUUUUGGUUUGCACGACGAGGUCCCGCUGAGUCACAGACUCCCUGGAGUGGAGCUUGGGGAGGACCUGGACAGCAGAAACCCUAGACUGAGACUAUAGUUGAAGAGACAAGG